Messenger RNA from Rhizoctonia solani, 1230 nucleotides. RefSeq names its product F-box-like protein. Bases 1 to 1230 code for a protein of 409 amino acids. The transcript has a single exon. The record is from RefSeq and is a predicted model, not a curated record. NCBI's taxonomy places the organism in Eukaryota, Fungi, Basidiomycota, Agaricomycetes, Cantharellales, Ceratobasidiaceae.
AUGCUAGGUGAGCUCCAGAUCGCAGGAGAACUACUACAGGUUGCGGUAGACCGUUACCUCAAUAUCUGCCGCACUAUCCGCGAGUCCUACCUGGAAACAAAAAUCCUUCGUGAUGUCCCCCAAGAGCUAUUGGACAAAAUCGAAAAUGAGCUCCCACAAAUAUCAUCUUGCAAUACAAAGAUACUACAGGCAAAAGCUGCCAUCUGCCAAACUAGAAACUGCUCUUCUAGGAUCGUCCCUAUACACACACUUCCCAUCGAGGUUCUUACCCGAAUCUUCCAUAUAGUUGUGGCUUCCCAAUGGUGCAAUAUCAGCGGCUAUCGCAAGAAAUACAAUGAAGAGGAGGUUUCUGGGUCUUAUCCCGACCAACCUGUCGUCAUAUCUCAUAUCUGCUCUUUUUGGCGACGUAUUGUCAUUUCCUCUUCUUCCCUCUGGUCGCAUAUCGACUUUUCAUUUCCUGAUAUUGCGAACGAUCCACAAUCCAUUCCCCGACUAGAAACAUCCAUAAAUCGUUCCGGGAAAUCUCUCCUAGAUUUGCACAUCGAUGCUUCGGAUUUUUUCGACCUUGUUACAACCACAGGCGAAAUGGAAAAAUUCGUAGCUUUGAAUGGACAUCGUACAAGGUCUCUUGAACUCGAAGUGGGUAUGCAUGCGGGAACGAUCAGUCUGAAUUUCUGCCGUGCAGUCUUGACCUCAUGCCUCGCUCACUUUGUGCCGGGAACCCUCAGACAGCUUUCCAUCCUCAAGCGGGGGAAGUACGAUCACUAUCAGGCGAUUGAAUCAGCAGAUAACACGCGUACACACCAAUCGCUGUUGCUAGACGUGCCCGAACAGAGUCUUGAAGAUCUUUGGGCUAAUGUCGAUGUCUUGCGAUUGAAAGGACUUUAUCCGGUGUGGUCUAGUAAAAUAUAUCAUGGGCUCGUCGAGCUCCGACUUCCUUUAAUCCCAGGGGGCUCAAUGACUGAAUCUCAAUUUGUGACCAUCCUCAAGGCUAGCCCACAACUCAGAAUUCUGGAGUUUGGAAUUAAGAUCACUGCUCGAGGUUCUACGGCUGCAUCGAAGAAGCCAAUAUCACUCGCCGAUCUAGAAGUUCUGAUCACUAGUACAUGGGAUCGCCCCCAGCUUACCCACUUCCUUAAACUAAUUGCUCCAGGCCCAAAGCCCCUCUGCGUUUCUGUCGUGAACCCCGAUGUUGGCGAAUUCACAAAAAGAUCCUCCCCUGUUAUUUGA